Molecule: messenger RNA, 2355 nt
Organism: Rotaria sp. Silwood1
Lineage: Eukaryota; Metazoa; Rotifera; Eurotatoria; Philodinida; Philodinidae
Source: the annotation of a GenBank genome assembly
AUGCCCUAUUUAUCCGAUCGUCAAUAUGGUCUUCUUUCUCAUCGACGUUUAUUAGUUAAAUUAAAAAAUUCUUCAUCAAUAACACGACGACUUAAAUUAGGUCGUACAUUAAAUGUUCAUCGAGGCUGUGUAAAUACAAUAUGUUGGAAUGAACAUGGUACAACAAUAUUAUCAGGAUCUGAUGAUCAACAUUUAAUUGUAACAGAUCCAUAUACGACAAAAAUUUUAACAAGUGUACAUAGUGGUCAUAGAGAAAAUAUUUUUUCAGCAAAAUUUCUACCUGAAACAAAUGAUCGUAGAGUUGUUUCAUGUUCAGGUGAUGGAAUUAUAUUUCAUACAAAUUUUGAUCGACCAAGUAAUUCACAUAGUAAUGAUGGAUGUUUUACUUGUCAUGGUGCAGCAACAGCAUAUGAAGUAAGAAUUAUUCCACAUACACCAAAUUUAUUUUUUUCAUGUUCUGAUGAUUGUACAGUACGAUUAUAUGACUUAAGAACAAAAAGUAAUUGUUUAAAAGCUCAUUGUAAUGAUGAUAUUGUCAUAAGAAGUAAAUGGGGUAUUACAUCAAUUGAUAUUAAUCCAAUGAAUCCAAAUGAAAUUGUUUGUGCUUGUUCGGAUUCAUCAGUUCGUCUUUAUGAUCAUCGAAAACUUUCUACACAAUCAUCAUCUGAUACAUCAACACCACGUCGAGGUGAAGCAUCAAUAAAUGGUCUUAUAUCUCGUUUUGUAUUAAUGGAUCGUAAAGAAAAACGUCCACCACGUAUAACAUCUGUUGUAUUUAAUCAACAUGGUACAGAAAUAUUAACAUCAUAUUCAUCUGAAUCUCUCUAUUUACUUAAUCCAAAACAAUCAAUUACACAAGAACAAACUCAAGAACGUCUUGCACAACAUCGUAAUGAAAAACGAACAAGAACAAAUACAAAUGAUAAUAAUAAAUCAACAUCAAAUGAAUCGUCUACAACAGAAGAAAAAAAGACAUCUAAUUUUAAACGAUUACGUCUUCGAGGGGAUUGGAGUGACACAGGUCCUGAUUCUCGUCCAAUGAAUGACCAAGAAUCAGAAUCAUCAUCUACUAAUACUACUUCUAAUAAUAAUAAUAAUAAUAAUAAUAAUAAUAAUAAUAAUAAUAAUAACAAUAAUAAUAAUAAUAAUAAUAAUAAUAACAAUAAUAAUAAUCAUAAUAAUAAUAAUAAUAACAAUAAUAAUAAUAAUAAUAAUAAUAAUAACAAUCAUACUGAACAACAACCAUCAGAUAAUAAUUCAGGUGAACAACAACAACAAUCAACAUCUAGAAGUCGUAAUUUACAAAAUAUUUUUAUGCAACGUAUGAGUGAUAUUUUAACACAAUUAGUUGCUCCUAGUGAAACAGGAAAUGAAGAAAGAGAGCCAACAGUAACUACCAAUAAUAAUGAUAAUAAUAAUAAUGAUAAUAAUAAUAAUGAUAAUAAUAAUAAUUCAACACCGAUUGUUACUGAAGCAAAUACACAAAGUGAAUCUACGUCAACAACAGCAACUGUUCCCAUUGUGCAAUUACCGCCAUCACCUACAUCUAAUGAAAGUUCAGCAAGCACAACAACAAGUAAUAAUGAAUCAGAGAGCAGUCGAGAUCGAGUUGGAUUUUUUGAUGUUUUAUUUGGAAGAAAUCGUCGAACUAAUAAUCCAGAAGAUGACGAUGACGAUGACGAUGACGAUGAUGAUGAUGAUGAUGAUGAUGAAAAUAGUAUGGAUGAUGAAGAUGGACAUGAAGAUGAUGAAAAUUCUCAACCAUCAUCGUCCACAACAACAGAUAAUGCUCCGUCAUCUGGACGUGCUCGUCGUCCAUUAAUGGCUUCAAAAUGGGAUCGUAUAGUGAAACGUCGUGAAGCUGAACGUCGUCAUGAAGAAAAUGUUUUAAAAAAUGUUCCCAGUUUAGGUUUAAUUAAUUCUUAUGAUGGUCAUCGUAAUGCUCGUACAAUGAUUAAAGAAGCUAAUUUUUGGUCUGAUUCAUAUGUUUUGUCUGGCUCAGAUUGCGGACAUAUAUUUAUUUGGAAUAAAUUUACAAGUAAUCUUGUACGAAUAAUACCAGCUGAUGAACAUGUUGUCAAUUGUGUACAACCCCAUCCACUUGAUUAUCCGAUAUUAGCAUCAAGUGGAAUUGAUUAUAAUAUAAAAUUAUUUUCACCAUUGGCUGAAACACCAAUUGAUGAUAGUGAACUUAUCACACGUACAAUAAAACGUAAUCAUGCAAUGAUGGAAGAAACAUCGAGUACAAUAACUGUACCAGCUACUUUUAUGUUUCGCAUGUUAACAUCAUUUUAUCGAUUACGACGUCCUGAAGGACUAUUUGGAUUAGACGACGAAGACGAAUCAACCGAGUGA